AUGGCAGUUCAACCGCCAGGUAACAGCGUCCUUGGUUACGACCAACGAGGAACGUUCCACUCUUCCCUCGUCUCGCCUCAUACAUGCCUCCCCUCCCCCGCACACUGCCUCACAUGCGUGGCGUGGCAGGCAACAGCAGCCAUGUGGAAGACCAACGGGCACAAGUUCAAGCCACACCACGAUGGGCUGCUCGUCAGCUACGACAAGGACGACGGGGAGGAGAAGGGCGGGUGGAGCAUGAGGCAGCGGGUGGAGGAGCGGCAGCGCAAGGCCGAGGCGGACCUCUCCCGCGUGCUCUACCGCUGCGCCGCCUGCACCCACUUCUGCUUCAAGCUAGCGCGCCCCCUAUCGGUGCUCCCGGAGAGGCGCACGGAUGGCAGCAGGGUGGUGGAGGCGGCAACAGACCUGGUCACCAUGAUGGCUGUCAAGGGCGGCCAGAAGCUGCUCAAGAGGGAGAAGGGCGUGGAGCGCCAGUUCCGGUACAACUGUGAGCUGUGUGACGCCUGCAUCGCCUACCGCCCCGUGCCCUAUGAGCAGGACUGCAAGUACAUCUACCUCUUUCCUGAGGUCAGUGCGGGUAUGAGCGGCAGUAAAAUUUGA
Molecule: messenger RNA, 600 nt
Organism: Closterium sp. Yama58-4
Lineage: Eukaryota; Viridiplantae; Streptophyta; Zygnematophyceae; Desmidiales; Closteriaceae
Source: the annotation of a GenBank genome assembly